AGCCGGCCAUCUUAUCGCGCCGAGGAGGAGAAGAGCAGCAGAUAUGGCUGACUACAACGCCGUGGCUCCCCCGUCCUCUAACGCCGGCGGAAUGAACGACGCUUUUAAAGACGCUUUACAGCGAGCACGACAGAUCGCAGCGAAGAUCGGUGGCGAUGGUGGUCCGGCACCCCCAACGAACGAAUUCGGCUACGGGGGCCAGAAAAGGCCCCUGGAGGACGCUGGUGGGUAUUUUCCCAUGCCUAACCUGAAUAUCGACCAGCCGGAGACGAAGAAAGUGGCAACAAAUGAUGCCUUCUCGGGAAUGGGAGGAAUGGGUGGCCCACCGAGGUCAAUAUCAGAGGAAUUCAAGGUUCCAGAUGGAAUGGUUGGAUUCAUUAUUGGAAGAGGAGGCGAACAGAUAUCACGUCUGCAGCAGGAGUCUGGGUGUAAAAUACAAAUUGCACCUGACAGCGGAGGGAUGCCGGAUAGGUCGGUGACAUUAACAGGAGGUCCAGAUUCUAUCCAGGCUGCCAAGAGGCUACUAACAGAGAUAGUGGAGAAGGGGCGCCCGGCUCCAGCGUUCAACCACAACGACGGCCCGGGAAUGACUGUCCAGGAGAUUAUGGUCCCUGCUUCUAAAGCCGGACUCGUCAUUGGGAAGGGAGGAGAAACCAUUAAAAGCCUUCAGGAGAGAGCUGGAGUGAAGAUGGUCAUGAUCCAAGACGGACCCCAAAACACAGGUGCAGACAAGCCACUCCGCAUUUCAGGAGAACCCUUUAAAGUUCAGCAAGCCAAAGAGAUGGUGAUGGAGCUGAUCAGAGAUCAGGGCUUCAGAGAGCAGAGAGGCGAAUACGGUUCACGAGUUGGAGGAGGCGGAGGAGGAGGAGGAGACAGCUUAGAUGUCCCCGUCCCCCGCUUUGCAGUGGGAAUUGUAAUCGGCAGAAAUGGAGAGAUGAUCAAGAAAAUACAGAACGACACCGGCGUCCGGAUUCAGUUCAAACCAGAUGACGGCAGCACGCCGGACAGGAUAGCACAGAUCAUGGGUCCCCCCGACCAGGCUCAGCACGCAGCAGAAAUCAUUUCUGACCUCUUGAGGAGCGUCCAGGCCGGCGGGCCUCCGGGGCAUGGCGGCGGCAGAGGUCGUGGUCGCGGGCAGGGGAACUGGAACAUGGGCCCCCCUGGUGGCCUGCAGGAGUUUACCUUCACUGUCCCGACCAUGAAGACCGGCCUCAUCAUUGGAAAAGGUGGUGAGACGAUCAAAGGCAUCAGCCAGCAGUCUGGAGCCAGAAUCGAGCUGCAGAGGAAUCCUCCUCCCAACUCUGAUCCCAACAUCAAAAUGUUCACAGUGCGGGGCUCCCCUCAGCAGAUCGACUACGCCCGGCAGCUGGUGGAGGAGAAAAUCGGAGGACCCGUCACUCCAAUGGGUGGCCCACACGGUCCCCCUGGUCCACAUGGAGGACCCGGCCCACACGGUCCUCCUGGACCACCAGGACCCCCCGGUGCUCCCAUGGGCCCGUACAAUCCUGGACCAUACAACCAGGGACCUCCAGGACCACACGGUCCACCGGCGCCUUACCAGCCUCAGGGAUGGGGCAACGGCUACCCGCACUGGCAACAGGGCCAACCGGAUCCAAAUAAAGCAGCAGCUGAUGCCAACGCAGCAGCGUGGGCAGCCUACUACGCUCAGUACAGCCAGCAGCCGCAGGCUCCCAUGACCCCGACGAGCGGAGCUCCCGGCACGACUCAAACCAACGGCCAAGGUGACCCACAGGCUGCAGGUCAGAGUGGACAGGCAGAUUACUCCAAGGCCUGGGAGGAAUAUUACAAGAAAAUGGGUCAACAGAGUCAACAACCUCAGGACUACACGAAAGCCUGGGAGGAGUAUUACAAGAAACAAGGUCAAGCGGCCCCUCAGGCCACAGCAGCAGCAGCCGCCUCUCAGCCCGGAGGCCAGCCGGACUACAGCGCCGCCUGGGCAGAGUACUACCGCCAGCAGGCCGCCUACUACGGCACGGCCAACCCUCAGACGAUGGGCGCAGCACCACAAGCCCCUCAGGGCCAGUAAUGUGAAGUGGACAUAAAGUAAAUGCUACAUUGUCGAAACAAAAUCCUUUGUUAAAUGUUUGGAUGCAGACGCCUUGGUGAAGAUCUUAAAUUUCCUUGGUUUCAAAGUGUUUCACAUAGAUGGCAGAUUACCCGGCGAACACGUCCUUCCUCCUCUUUAUUUUGUUUUUUUCCUUUUUCUUGUAAAUGCUUUGUUUUUAGUGAGGUAAUUAUACAUAUGGUCAUUCCAGCCCUGUAUCUACAUUAAAUGUGGUUAGAACUCAUGUUUAUUAAACUGUAGACAUUACAUUGUAAAUCAUCUCAGUUUUAAAAAUGCUCUUGCCUGUUGUGUUUUUGCAAUAAAACAAACUGAAACCUCCUGUGUUGGUAAGUUGGGGUGGUUUUAAAAGCGAAAUAGGAAUUUCUGUAUGUUUUUGUUUUGAUGGGGGUGGGUAAAGUUAGGCCAUGUGGGGGUUUAAAUGUCCAAAAAGGUUGACUCAAAGUUGUGAUGUCCUGUCUCUCUCCAACUGUCUAUAAGUCUCUUAGAUACAUUAUGUGCGUGCAAUGAUCCUGAGUGAUUCAGACCAACAAACGUCCUUGCUGAUAGCCUUUUUUUCCCGAUUCUUGUGUUUCCUGAAUUUAGCCGUAGACAGAUGUUUGUCACAAGACAGGUAUCCAUGCACCGUAACUCAUGCAUUAACUGCGUUGCUGUGGCAUUCUUUUUUAAAAAAAAUAUUGCCUGGUUUUGCUGAUAUUGUUGAGGUAGUAUGCACUGUAUAUUUGCCUUGAUAUAGACACUUCCUCCUCCACAGGCAAGUUUAGAAAAAAGCGGUAAGCCAAGUAUUUUUCUUUGUUCCUCAAAAACGUGGUUGCAAGAAAUGUUGCCUAUUUUUAGUGUUACCUAUUUUUGUGCUGUUCUUUUUCCAGGACAGUCAGGUAAAUUGUAUCGAAAACUGCAUUCUGUCUUGCCCAUUUUCAAAUUGCGAACUAACUCAAAUGUAUAAAUUUGUUAUUAUUUUUUAUAAACAAAUGUUUUUUUAAUAUAAAAACAUUGCAAAACUUUUUAUUGCUGUCCCCAUUCUGUUAGUGUUUAUCCAAUUUAAGAACAUAGAUGUUGUAGGGGCGGGGGUGGCUAAGCAGUCGUCAUCCAUCAGUUGAGCCCUCCUAUACUGUAAGUACAAAAAACUGUGACUGAUUUUGAGAGAUAAACGCCUUUUUUAUGCUUUAUGAGCUGCAAAAGAUGUAGUAUUUUUUUGUCAUUUUCCCCAUGUCUCUGGGUAAGUAUGAAAUGUUCUCAGGAGAGGAUUAGUGCUUUAGACUCACAUGUUUUUGAGACUUAUCUCCCCUUGUGUGACUCCACAAUAUCUCUGAUUCUCCACAGUAUGUUGAUACUCUUUAGAUUGUUAGACUAUUUGUGUAGGUAGCAUUUCAGUCGGAUUUCUGAACCGAGGGUUUGAAUGUCAGCACUCUGUUACACUGUUGGUAGGAACUGAUUUUUGUUGCGUUUUGAAUACCUGCAAAGUGCCAUUGUCUAGUUGAGACUGUCAUGUUUUUUUUGAAAAAAAUGCCAUUUAUUGCUUAGAAAAAAAGUGCAUAACUGGAGUGUAGCAUGCUUAGGUUUCUGCUGUUAUUACUUUAAUGUCCUAUAUGAGCAUGUGGAAUGCUAGUAGUGGAAGUGCUUCUGACUUUAGCCCAGUAUUGAUUAUGACUUUUUUUCUGAAUGAGCACUGUUGUGAAAAGGCUGUUAACUUCAAGCAUUGUUCACUGAUGGCAAACAGUGCAAUAUAUCUGAUCUUUGCAGUGUCGUCCCAGACCUUGCACCUUAGGUUCUGCUGCAAUAACACAGGUAAGCGAAACCUAAGGAAACCAGUGUUUUUGUCCAGUGACAAUUUACAUGCAAAGAAAUGCUUACCUGUGUCUUUUCAACAAUGCAUUUAUGCUCAGUCGUUAAAGAAAUGUGCAGGAUAUUUUUUUUUUUUGAAGUAUGAACAGCCGUUUAAGAUGCUUUCAUGAAUGAUCUGCAUGAUGUUACAUGACAAAAAAAAGUUGCUUAGGCUCACUGAGGAAAUGUUGUCAUUACUGUGCUUAAUAUUUGAUGAUAGCCUUAUUAUUUUGCACAUCCCGGUAAGUUCUGACAGUUUAUCUUUAGACACUGGUACAUCCAAACUGCAUGCCAUGCAAACCUGUUGCCAGAAGUUAGCAAUGUGCUCAACCGCUAGAUCAGAAAGGGUGAAAUAAAUGAUUUUUAUUAUUAUUAUUAUUAUUAUUUCUCUGUCGUGGUGUGAAUCUGCCCUCAAGUGCAGUGCAAAUCUACUAUUGAAACGCUGCUGCCUUCACUUCUCGCUCACAGUGUUGGAGGAUGCUGCAAGCUUAGGUCAUAGAAUCAGGCCCUGUCGUAGUUUGUCCCCAAAAGGAGGAAUCCUUUGAGUCAAUCCCCACUGCUGAACGUAGACCGUUCAAGAGCUCCAGUGAUAAGGUAAAAAACAGCAACGCAAUGAAAUUUGAAUUCUGUGAUUGUUGGUCAGAUACAUGUUUUUUCAGCUCGGAUCAACUGUCUUUUUAAUGUUGCCAUAGUGUAUUUAGAGUUGUCUGAUGGUUUCUUAAUCGCUUGAAUGCCUUUAUCAAUAACCUAGGAAUGUGCUUUAGAAAGUUGGAUGAGGACAGGAACUGAUUUUUAUGACAUGCACUGUUUUAUUAGCAUUGCAAUUUGGGGUUUUUAUCAGUUUUAAAUCACUUAUUCUCUGCAGUUUAAAGGGUCACUUACUGUUUUGAGGCUGUUCACUCUGUACGUGUGUGAUGCUCAGUGUUUCAACACAGAGUUCGUGGGGGUGUAGAAGACAAAACAAGGAGCAUGCCUUAGAGGUAAAAACAAAAAAAGGUUUCAUGUGCUGUGUAUAUUACCAAAUAUAUUGGUUUUUGUUUUUCUGAUCAACUGUUCUGACUUUUUGAAAUGUUGCCAUGUUCAUUAAUAAAGUUGUAACAAAUGAAGUGGACUCAUUCACUGGAGUUUUAUUUAACACAUUUUCAUAAGUUUUUAUUUGAUUACUUUGUACACAAAAAACAGUGAACUCACAAAUGUAAAAUUAUUUGCUUUGUAAGAUCCACUUUAAAUGACAGCUUUAUAUUUUUCACAAAUCUGCAACAGAACAAUACUCAAAUGGUCAUUCCCCCUGUUCAUACAGGCUCUGGAAAUAUCCGCUUCUACUGCAACUUUAGUUAAAAAUUGGGGAACAAAAUCUUGAAACACCCCUAAAGUCAAUGAGGCUUCAACAGUGUGAGUUAGAUAAAGAAAAUUAACUUAAAAAUUUAAAUCC
Plectropomus leopardus (leopard coralgrouper) is the source of this 5339-nucleotide messenger RNA. It is a transcript of the gene fubp1, whose product is annotated as far upstream element (FUSE) binding protein 1. Gene Ontology annotation, biological process: regulation of DNA-templated transcription. Gene Ontology annotation, molecular function: RNA binding. NCBI's taxonomy places the organism in Eukaryota, Metazoa, Chordata, Actinopteri, Perciformes, Serranidae. The record is from RefSeq and is a predicted model, not a curated record.